This is a messenger RNA of Diorhabda sublineata, 2053 nucleotides long. RefSeq names its product cAMP-dependent protein kinase catalytic subunit-like. The transcript has 4 exons. Gene Ontology annotation, molecular function: calcium ion binding. Bases 136 to 822 code for a protein of 228 amino acids. The record is from RefSeq and is a predicted model, not a curated record. Lineage: Eukaryota; Metazoa; Arthropoda; Insecta; Coleoptera; Chrysomelidae.
GAAAACGAAGAGUGACAAUCCGGUGUUUGCGAUUGUCUACUUGUCAAUUACGUGGUUUUUACACCGAGGGUAUAUUUGAACAUGCAGUGUUUGUAUUUCUAAGAUUUUAAUUAAUAUUUGAAUUACGAAAUCAACAUGGUAUAUUACUAUAUUUUACUAACAUUUUAUAGUAUUUUUCUGCUCUCUGUUAGUGCUCAAGUGGCUCCUGGAGUACCACCUCAACGAUAUCAGCAACCACCUCAACAGUAUCAACAAGUACCACAACAACAGUAUCAACAGCAAAUACCACAGCAACAGUAUCAACAAGUACCCCAACAACAGUAUCAACAGCAAGUACCACAGCAACAAUACCAACAAGUACAUCAACAAGAAAAUCGUCAAAUACCCCAACAACAGUUUCAACAAGUACCUCAACAACAUCAGGUUCCUGCUCACCAGGGAGGCACUGACAAUCAAAGAGGUCAUCAUCAUAAUUCGGGUCCCAAAAAAGUGCUAAAUGCAGCUAAUGUUGCCCAAGAAGCUCAGCAUAUACAAGAACAUAUGGAUGUGCCAAUUGAUACGAGUAAAAUGACUGAACAAGAAUUACAAUUUCACUAUUUCAAAAUGCACGACGCUGAUAACAAUAACAAGUUGGAUGGUUGUGAACUGAUCAAAUCACUGAUACAUUGGCACGCUGGUGAUGAUAAGGUGAAAUCCCUGACUGAUAAAGAAAUUUCCAAUUUCGUCGAUGACGUUUUAACAGAUAUGGAUAAAAAUAAAGACGGUUUCAUAAGUUAUGUGGAAUAUCGGCGCCAUGAAUCUAAGCCGUUAAAUCCAAAGUAAAUUCAACAAUAGGGGAAAAUUAUUUUAUAUUUUGUAGUGGUUUUUCGUUCAAUUUAUAUUUCAUAUAACUGGAAUUUCUUUCAACAGAUAUCUAAGUUGAACUUAUUUAUGUGGUUUAGUCUCACACGUCUUUUAGUAAUAUCAACUAUUGAAACUUUCUUGCAGUAGAAAACGAAAUUUCUUCCAAUUUGCAUUGGAUGAAUAAUCACUAUUUUUUUAUAAAAAAAAACAAUUAAUCAUAUGACAGUCUAGUAUUAAAUAUUUUAAAACCCGCUCUUCUAUAAAUAUGACAUUUUUUGUGCAAUAAGACAUUUUUUUUUUCUAAUAUUUGAUUGUUUUAGGUCGACCGCCCAUGAUGCAACUGAUUUGAAACAAAGGUUGCAAACAAGUUGAUCUUGCAACAGUUUGGCAACGUAUAACAGCACGGAGCUGGUGACUCUAAUGAAACUAGUUUGCAAUCGGCUGUACGUAACCAUGAUUCCGCGGUCGUAGUUGCAUUGCAGUUGUUGUUUGAUUGUAUGUUUAUUUUUAAUUUUUUUCAAUAUGAGUAAUCAAGAACUGAACCUCAAAAUUGUGGAAAAAGUGGACAAACAGCUUUUUAUCGACAAUCCAUAUAAACCUAUAAAUGUUCUAUCUGUCUGAGACAGUUUUUGUGCUGCUAUGAACAGUCUAGAGUUCUAAAUGGAUCCAAUAUUCUCUGUAUCCUGCGGUAUUGAUAAUAAUUGAUGACGUCUUCCUUAUCUGAGUCUCAAUACAUUGAGAAAUUACCUUUCACUGCUGCACCAACUGAUUACUGAAUACUGAUUACAAGUCGUAUCCGUGUACGCUCAAAAGUUUUAUUUUGAUUGGAAAACUUUUGCAAGAUUAACUGGUUUGCAACCUCUGUUUCACAACAGUUGCAUCGUAGACGGUAAAUUAAAUGAAAAUGUGCAUUAUAACUUACAAAAAUUAUACAAUUACCAACCACAAACCAUCUGAUUAAUUUUAUUGAAUCAUUAUUUCCAUCACCAUUCAAUCUAACAAGUUUUGUAAGAUAUAAUGCAUCUUUAUAAAGGCUGUAAAAAUCCGGCCAUUUUAAGUGAAUUUAAAAAUUUAUUAUUUAAGUUGAAAAUGUUGUUAAUUUUAUUUUAGAUUUCAUUUUUAGUUAUUUCAAAAAGGGGCAAAGUAUUUUGUAUAUAUUUGAUCUGGGUUUUUGUAUACUUUUAAAAGAAAAAAAAACGUAUUUUUUCCA